Messenger RNA from Westerdykella ornata, 835 nucleotides. RefSeq lists its product as uncharacterized. The coding region runs from base 1 to 483 and encodes 160 amino acids. Lineage: Eukaryota; Fungi; Ascomycota; Dothideomycetes; Pleosporales; Sporormiaceae. The transcript has 2 exons. The record is from RefSeq and is a predicted model, not a curated record.
AUGUUUGAUCAUGAAGCCAUUUGGGACAUGAUAGUGGACUAUCUCGACCUCCUUCAAUACGUCCUUCCUUCGCCCGUAAUCAGCAUGUUGACGUCGAUAAUAUCGCUCGUCUGGGGAAUCUACAAAACCGCCGAAACCGCGCUGAGACCUCUGGUCAACCGCGUGGCGACAGAACCCGACUUCAAAUCGAUCCUCAUCCUCGUUCUGGUCCUCUUCGCCGCCUACAAAAUCUUACAUACGGCAUAUCGCGUGGUGAUAGCAUGGAUCCGGUUGGGGAUCUCGCUGGUGAUGUGGGCUGGGAUAGCGACGGUAUCCCUCUGGAUAUACGCUCGAGGUAUAGACGGCUUCGUCGACGACGUACAAGAGCAAAUGGAGAACUGGUUGCAGUGGGCGAGCGGGUGGCAAUCCCAUGUGUCCGCGCUGCAGAGGCAAAAAGCAGCGCAGCUGAAGAAACAGCAGCGAGCGCAUCGUCGUUAUUACUAGCUGUGUCAGUAUAUGAGUGAAAGCGGGUCCUCGUUCUUUGGUCAGGCGGAUUAGGUCAUGUACGGAGUACCGGGCGGCUUUCUGAUGGACUGAGGUUUGCCUCGCCUUCAAGCGAGACUACAGGUGUUUACGGGAUAUUCCUUAAGCCUAGUGCAUUCCUUGCGGAGUAUCGGUGUCGCCUCAUGUGGUGAAAACAUAUUGGAGUAUAUUAAGGAUUCCAAGGAUGUCGUUGUAAAAAGGUCGCUAUUUCCAUAGAGGUGAUUUCGAAACCAGGUUCCUUUCUCGGACAAUGGCAUUGCGCGCGUACCUGUUUUCGUGCACCUUUGCAGGUAGAAGAUAUCCAUAUACGGUC